Messenger RNA from Aphanomyces astaci, 1122 nucleotides. RefSeq lists its product as hypothetical. Bases 1 to 1122 code for a protein of 373 amino acids. Lineage: Eukaryota; Oomycota; Saprolegniomycetes; Saprolegniales; Verrucalvaceae. The record is from RefSeq and is a predicted model, not a curated record. The transcript has a single exon.
AUGUUCCAUGAUCUUCUUGGACAGUGCGACGAGGUUGGCCGUAUCGCAGUCGGGGCGCUCUACCACGUCCAGCACAAAGAUGGAGCCGACGACAAACCCUUGGGGGGACACGAGGGGCGCCGACGCGUAGAAGCGGAUGCGAGGGGUGCCAUUCACAAACGGAUUGUGCACGAGGCGGGGGUCCUGCAGCGUGUCCAGCACGACGGUGGGGUUGGCGCUCACAGUGUCGCAGAGGCUGAUGGUGCGCGGGAUCUCCGUGAGUCCAAGUCCCACACUGGCUUUGAACCACUGCCGAGCGUUGUCCAUGAAGCUCACUGCGGCGAUGGGGCACGCAUACGCGACGAUCGCGUCGCCGCAGAUGGCGUCGAAGAACUCGUCCGCCUUUGUGUCCAGGACAUUGUAACUGCUCAGUACGUCCAUUCGCUCUUGGUCGUCCUUGUUGGCCCAAUCGAAUUCAGUUACGUCGUCGCAGCUGCCGAUGCUCGACAGCUUUCGCGACGAAAAGAACGGGAGUGCAGUGGUCCAUUUUGGCAGAGGCCCGUACGUCGACUGCCGCUGCGCUUGCUGCCACGGAUCGUCCAUGCUGUACGCGGCUUUGUCGAGGUGGUCGAGGACAGCGGCAGCCAAGAGGACCAAGGCGGCCAUGUCGCAUAUGUCGUCGUCCAAGUGUGCGCGGUCGUCGAAGCCACACACGGUCCCGAUGACGUGGCCAGUCGGAGUCGUGAUAGGGGCGGCCGCGUAGAACCGGACGUUGGCUUGUGUGACGAGGGGGUUGUGCGCGAACCUGUCGUCCAGGAGCGUGUCUGGUACGGCGAUGGGGCCGCUGGACGCUACCGUGCAGAAGCUCACGCCGCGAGGCACUUCCGACACGGACAAGCCCAAUGUGGCCUUGAACCAUUGCCGGUCCUUGUCGAUGAACGUCACGGCAGCGCACGAGCAAUUCAGUGCCUUGGCGGCCAAGUCGCAUACAAUGUCAAACACGUGGUCUUUGGGUGUGUCGAGAAUGCUGAGCUGGUACAACGCUUGGAGACGUUCGUCUUCGUUGGAUGCAAUGGGAAGGGAAGUCGACGCGGUUUCACAGGUCAUCACUUGGUGUGGGGUUGGAAGGGAGAUGGAGAAUGA